CAAAGUCCGAUCAGUGCUUCCGAUAAAAAGAUUAGCAAAAGAGGCAUACAUGGCGAAAGCCGUAGCUCCGAGAAGAGUUCUGUUGCUCUGCGGAGAUUACAUGGAAGAUUACGAGGCGAUGGUUCCUUUCCAAGCACUGCAAGCUUUUGGAAUAGACGUGGACGCAGUCUGCCCGGGAAAGAAAGCCGGCGAGCUGUGCAGGACUUCGGUGCAUCAGAUAUUAGAGCAUCAGACAUAUUCAGAGUCACGAGGCCAUAAUUUUGCACUUAAUGCGACAUUUGAUGAAAUUGAAGUGAGGAAGUAUAAUGGAUUAAUUAUACCUGGUGGAAGAGCUCCAGAGUAUCUUGCUAUGGAUGAAUCCGUCUUAAAAUUGGUGAGGGAAUUUUCAAACUCCGGAAAGGCAAUUGCAUCCAUUUGCCAUGGACAGUUGAUACUGUCUGCUGCAGAUGUUGUCAAAGGGCGUAAGUGUACAGCAUAUCCUGCUGUUAAGCCUGUUCUGAUUGCUGCAAGAUCUUAUUGGGUAGAAGCAGAGACUACAGCUACUUGUGUCAGGGAUGGUAAUCUUAUUACAGGAGCAACAUACGAAGGGCACCCUGAAUUUAUUCGUCUGUUUGUAGAAGAACUUGGUGGUACCAUACAAGGUUCGAACAAAAAGAUUCUCUUUCUUUGUGGGGAUUAUAUGGAAGAUUAUGAAGUUAUGGUUCCUUUUCAGUCUCUUGGAGCUCUUGGUUGCAAGGUUGAUGCUAUCUGCCCUAAUAAGAAUGCGGGUGAUAUAUGUCCAACUGCCAUUCAUGAUUUUGAAGGCGACCAGACAUAUAGUGAAAAGCCUGGUCAUAACUUCACGUUGAAUGAGCAGUUUGAUUCUGUGGAUAUCUCUAGCUAUGAUGCUCUUGUAAUACCAGGAGGCCGUGCCCCAGAAUAUCUAGCAUUGGAUGAGAAGGUUAUUGAUUUAGUGAAGCACUUCAUGGAUAGUAAAAAGCCAGUUGCAUCUAUCUGCCAUGGCCAACAAAUAUUAUCUGCUGCUGGAGUUCUUAAGGGAAGAAAAUGCACAGCAUACCCUGCCGUAAAGCUGAAUGUUGUGCUAGGUGGAGGAACAUGGCUGGAACCAGAUCCAAUUCACCGCUGCUAUACAGAUGAAAAUUUAGUGACUGGAGCUGCUUGGCCUGGGCAUCCGGAGUUUAUUUCUCAGCUGAUGGUAUUACUUGGUAUCACAGUCUCAUUCUGAAUUAGCAAAGUUAAUGGUAUUUGUCUACUUAAUGGAAAGAAGAAGUUAGAGGGAAGGCCACUGUCAUCCUUCUUUUUUUGUCGUGAGAGAAUGCGUCAUUUUGCUGCAGGUAAGCUUGUCAUAACGUUAUGGUUAUUUUCCUUGCUUCUUGCUGUGACAUCUAUAUAAUGUAACUGUUAGUGGUAUAGUUUAUAGUUGUGAAGGUACUGUUAUGUGGUGGUUUUUUUCAAGUCA
Messenger RNA from Dendrobium catenatum, 1459 nucleotides. Its product is annotated as protein DJ-1 homolog D. The record is from RefSeq and is a predicted model, not a curated record. The coding region runs from base 50 to 1225 and encodes 391 amino acids. The transcript is spliced from 5 exons. NCBI's taxonomy places the organism in Eukaryota, Viridiplantae, Streptophyta, Magnoliopsida, Asparagales, Orchidaceae.